AUGUCCAAGUUCGGUGUCCUGGUCAUGGGCCCUGCCGGUGCAGGCAAGACCACCUUCAGUAAUUCUGUGAUUCAGCACCUGCAGAACACCCGCCGGAGUUGCUUCUAUGUCAAUUUGGACCCCGCGGCCGAAACCUUCAGUUAUGAACCCGACCUCGACAUUCGCGAGUUGAUCACAUUGGAGGAUGUCAUGGAGGAACUGGGGCUCGGUCCAAACGGUGGACUCAUCUACUGCUUCGAGUUCCUGCUCCAAAACCUGGAUUUCUUAUCCGAGGCACUCGAUCCACUCAGUGAAGAAUAUCUGAUUAUCUUCGACAUGCCGGGCCAGAUCGAGCUCUACACCCACGUCCCUCUCCUCCCGUCAUUAGUUCAGUUCCUGUCCCGCCAAGGUCCGCUGAACAUCAAUCUCUGUGCAGCUUACUUGCUCGAAAGUACCUUUAUUAUCGACAAAGCCAAGUUUUUCGCAGGGACACUCAGCGCUAUGUCUGCCAUGCUGAUGCUGGAGAUGCCCCAUGUCAAUAUCCUCAGCAAGAUGGACCAGGUGCGGGAGAUGGUGACACGCCGGGAAUUAAGGCGGUUUGCAAACGUGGAUGUACAGCUGCUGCAGGGUGAUGAAGAAGACGACCUUGCUGCAAAUGCCAACCCCAUGGCUAAAGAUGCAUUAAUGAGUGGCGGAUCAUUCAAGCAGCUCAAUCGGGCUGUUGCACAGCUGAUUGAUGAUUUCAGCAUGGUUUCAUUUUUGCAGCUCGAUGUCCAGGACGAGGAUAGUGUUGCGGCGGUUCUGAGCCAUAUCGAUGAUGCCAUCCAGUACCAUGAGGCUCAGGAACCGAGAGAACCCAAGGAUGAGCAGGAGGUAAACUACGAGGACGCCGAUAUGUGA
Messenger RNA from Penicillium alfredii, 879 nucleotides. RefSeq names its product putative signal sequence-binding GTPase GPN3. The transcript has a single exon. The record is from RefSeq and is a predicted model, not a curated record. Gene Ontology annotation, molecular function: GTPase activity. Bases 1 to 879 code for a protein of 292 amino acids. NCBI's taxonomy places the organism in Eukaryota, Fungi, Ascomycota, Eurotiomycetes, Eurotiales, Aspergillaceae.